Messenger RNA from Meira miltonrushii, 1434 nucleotides. RefSeq names its product 4-hydroxybenzoate polyprenyl transferase. NCBI's taxonomy places the organism in Eukaryota, Fungi, Basidiomycota, Exobasidiomycetes, Exobasidiales, Brachybasidiaceae. Gene Ontology annotation, molecular function: 4-hydroxybenzoate polyprenyltransferase activity. Bases 63 to 1349 code for a protein of 428 amino acids. Gene Ontology annotation, cellular component: mitochondrial inner membrane. Gene Ontology annotation, biological process: ubiquinone biosynthetic process. The record is from RefSeq and is a predicted model, not a curated record. The transcript has a single exon.
CAGAGUUGGCCUAAGAGAUACGCGAUUCUAAUGUAGCUUACUGAUAAAAAAAAGAAGAAGAGAUGCAUUUCUUCUGGCCAAGAACUCUUGCUCACCAUGGAACGAAAUCACACCCGAUGAAUGCAGUGCAAAGAUCAAAUUUUGCCUUGAGAAGAUCUGGCAUAACACAAUGGCUAGGAUCUUCAGGGAGCUGUAGACACUUACACACAAUUGCAAACCGACGAGCUUCUCCUUUGUUCACAUCAUUUGGAAGAUCGUCUUUGGUAAUCGGCAAAGAUGCAUCGGUCCAUUCUAGGCUUCAGCAGCUAAGGCACAACACUACAACGGAGACAAAAGCUCUUGAUCAGCCGGAAUCACAAAGAAUACCACCCAAAAGAUCUCUCGUAGACCAAUUACGACCUUAUGCAGCUCUGGCAAGAAUAGACAAACCAACGGGAACAUUGCUGCUAUUCCUACCUUGUACAUGGUCCUUAACGCUAGCCGCUCAUGCUCAUCACCUUCCGCCCGGUCAAUUGGCAUGGAACGUAUUCUUGUUCGGAUCAGGAGCAUUCAUAAUGCGUGGAGCAGGAUGCACGAUCAAUGAUAUGUGGGAUCGUAAAUUAGACGCAAACGUUACAAGAACAAAAGAUAGACCUUUGGCUUCAGGUGUAAUCAGUCCUUUUCAAGCUUUAUGUUUUACCGGUGUUCAACUUUCGGCUGGUUUGGCAAUCCUUUUACAGCUAAACAUGUAUAGUAUCGCCCUUGGCGCUUCUUCGCUGGCCUUGGUGGUAAUUUAUCCGUUCAUGAAAAGAAUUACUUAUUGGCCUCAAUUCGUUUUGGGCUUAGCAUUUAAUUGGGGAGCUCUUUUGGGUUGGUCAGCCAUGACAGGUUCAUUGCAAGGUGCAUCUCAAGUACUUUUACCAUUAUACCUUGGCAGCAUUUGCUGGACAUUGGUUUAUGAUACGAUAUAUGCACAUCAAGACAAAGUAGACGAUAUCACAGCGGGAAUCAAGAGUACAGCGCUUCUGUUUGGUCAAAAUACGAAACUCGUCUUGACGGCUUUCUCAACUGCAAUGCUUUCUUCGAUAGGUCUGGGAGUCAGUCGGUUAGAUUUGUCGAACCCAGUUCUGUUGAAUAUGUCAGCAAACACACUGCAAGAAUUCUUGACAACAGGACAUCCAUUCUUUACCGCUGCAUUGAUAACAAGCAUGGCUCAUCUCUUUUGGCAAAUAUCAACAGUUGAUCUAAACAGUCGCACAGAUUGUUGGAGUAAAUUCAGGAGUAAUACAAUUUUAGGUGCUAUCAUCUGGUUGGGUUUAAUUAUAGACUAUACUGUACAAGUUGAUUGGUCAGAAAAUGAAAAGGAAUAGAGGGGUAUGAAAGGGAUCGUGAAAAACAUGUAAAUAUUACACACUGCAAAAUUGAAACACAAAAGAAACAAUAUCAUAUGCCAGC